AUGGAAGGACCCCCACAUAAUACAGAUAAAGCCGGGCUGGGAACAAGGAAACCUCAGGGUUCCAACCUGGCCAGCUGCAUCACCGUGGGACAGGGUGACCAGCUCCCUCUUGUAAGGGCUGAGUCAGCUCGCAGCCUUGAAACUGGCCACAAACAGUCACAGAUCACCCCCUACCCGGUGCUCCUCUCUCCUGAGUCAUACAGGUGGCCGUCAGAAGCGACCCCCGAAAACGGAAAGCCCAUUCCAGUGUCGACCUCCCCCGUGCCCACCGCUGGAGUUUCUGGAGCCGCUGACCUGUGUCGCCUACCUCUCUGGUCUUGUCCUGGCAACAGCCGUCAGGUCUCUUCUCGGAACAAAGAGCAGAAACGCGAGGGGUGGAGUGAGGGCUCAGAAGGGGCUGCGGUGUUACCUUGCUGUACCCGGGAACCCGCGGCGGCGAGGUCAGGGGCGCAGGGACCACCCGCGCUCUCCGCGCCGCCUCCUCGCCGCGACUCAGCUGUCGUCCCGCAUCUGGCUCGCGCCCUCCGCUGGGCUCUGCAGCUGGUCACCCAGCGCUGGGCGAGAGCCUCGGGUCACCUGCGGCCGGGCCCUCGAGCGGCGCUGGCCGGCGGCGCUCCCUCCGCCCCUUCCCACCGCGCCUGGCGGGUCCGUGACUCAGCCGGGGCCGGGCGCGCGCGCCGCCCGCGGAGGCCGGGCGCGUCCAGGCGGGAGGCACGGCCCUGCCACCCGCCCCAGAGGCGCUCGGCCUCCCGCCCGCCCCAGCACGUGUCCGUCUGUCUGGCGCUCUGUCCGGCCGCCUCGUCGGCGGGUCCAAAGACCGCUGAGUUUGUAAUUGGCCCAAAGGGAAGCUGUGUGAGUUCUGGGAGUCAGAACAGAAGCAGCUGUCAUUAUGUUCUGGAGGUUAUCGUUGGACCCAGGGGUGCUGCUGCAUUCCAGUUUCUUCUUGCUCUUUCCUCCUUCCCGAUGCUGGCCUUCCGCACCAGAAGUGACCCCAGGCCUCCACUGGACACUUUGCUGACAACUCAGAGGUGGCAGCCAUGA
This is a messenger RNA of Hipposideros armiger (great roundleaf bat), 1041 nucleotides long. RefSeq lists its product as uncharacterized. The record is from RefSeq and is a predicted model, not a curated record. Lineage: Eukaryota; Metazoa; Chordata; Mammalia; Chiroptera; Hipposideridae. Bases 1 to 1041 code for a protein of 346 amino acids. The transcript is spliced from 2 exons.